AGAGAAGAUUCAACCACGGCUUGUACAAAAUAAAUUGCUGUACGUACAAAAGAAAAGGAACCGCCAGGCUGUUGGUUCACUCCGGCUUAAGGCAAACACGCUGGCUGGCUGGCCAGCAUCUCUCAUCCAAUCUUCCGACGCCUACUCCUUACUGAUGCAGCGAGCGCCAAUUUUUCGUUCUCGAGUGCACACCCUCUUUAUUUCACUGCAAAGCUCUCGUUCGUACGCGUCCAAAAGUGUCAAUCCCUAUCCCUAUCCAACACAAACAAACCCUCAGCCACACCAGAUUUUCCAUCUACCGCGAGGUGCAAACCAGGAGGAUGUGAAACGGAGAUAUUAUGAACUUGUCCGAAUUUACCACCCGGACUCAGCUGUCGCUCGUCAUUAUCCCCCCGAGGAAUCGCAGGCACGAUUUCAAGCUAUUUCUAGAGCGUACGACAUACUUCGAGGAAAAGCAUCUCCUUCUGGCGAACCGGUCGAAACUACUCACAAAGUAGAUCCGAUACGAUGGUCAGCUAGGGCGCGCCGUCCUCAUUUCGACGAUACAGCUAGUGACGAGCGGUGGAAAGAGAGAGUGAUCAUGGGCGCUGUGUUGCUGACCCUGGCUGCAUUUGUCGCACAGACUAGUUGGACUCGCCAGCAGGCUAUCGCAGAAAUGUCAAAUCAUAGACGGCCAACCCAUCAAAGUAAAAAGUCGGGGAACGAUGAUGGCGCUCUUGCUGCUGCCAGAUCAAAAGAUGGAUGACUAGAAGGCAGCCCUAAAUGCAGCCAGAGAGGUCACGGUCUUUACGGCAGGCAUUGACUAUCGCACUAUCCUCCGUUUCACCACUUCCCUGAUCAAUGACCAUUGCCACGGUAUACGACGAGUGCCUCCUGCGCACAUGUACUUAUUGGUUGUCGGCAGUCUAUACGCCGUGCCCGGUUGUAUGACUUCAAUCAGUCUACCAACCCCAUU
Suillus subaureus is the source of this 955-nucleotide messenger RNA. RefSeq lists its product as uncharacterized. Bases 155 to 745 code for a protein of 196 amino acids. The transcript has 3 exons. NCBI's taxonomy places the organism in Eukaryota, Fungi, Basidiomycota, Agaricomycetes, Boletales, Suillaceae. The record is from RefSeq and is a predicted model, not a curated record.